AUGUUCUAUGGAGCAACAAAACCCGAUCCGAUAGAGCUCGCAGAAGAUGCUGAAUCGAUUUCGUUGAUGCUUGCAUUCAUUUAUCCAGUCGCUCCUCCUCAUAUCAAUACGAUCGACCAUCUCGAAAAGAUCAUGAAAGUCUCACAGAAAUACGAUGUUGAGAGGAUGACCAAGUUCAUCGAAGAAGCUGUCACGUUGGGAAGCAAACUUAUGACACUCGAUCCUAUGCGUGUCUUUUAUCUAUGUCUUGCAAAAUACUUCCCGCAAGCGGCUCCCGUCAUCGGGCUGGUUGGGGCGCAGGGAGCACGAGUUAAGAUUUUAGACCAAGUUUUAAUUUGGUCCCCCCAGGAAUAUGGGUGCUACCAGCUAUCGGCUCUAGGCGACGAUAAAAACCAUGGAGCCGCGCUACCAGUCUGCCCUAGUCACGCACCCCAACCUCGAAAUCAAGCCAUGGGUCUGGAUCCGGAGUCCCAGGAACGCGUACUACCCGUGUGCCAGACUAUUGCAUUGUUUGGCUUCGCCAGCUCUACGAUGAACUGUUGGAGAAACCAAUGCAUGAAUGCAACGAUCUGUUUCGUGCUGCUUGCCUCGCGAACUUCAGCACUCAAAUGCAUUGGUUGCGUUGCGGUAACGAUAGGGAAGAAGGAUAUCUUUGAACAAUGGGCUUUAAACGUCAAGCAAAUUGUACGAAACGAAUUGGAAGUACUCGAUCCAUUAUACUCGCUCUAA
Rhizoctonia solani is the source of this 729-nucleotide messenger RNA. Its product is annotated as The BTB (BR-C, ttk and bab)/POZ (Pox virus and Zinc finger) domain. Lineage: Eukaryota; Fungi; Basidiomycota; Agaricomycetes; Cantharellales; Ceratobasidiaceae. Bases 1 to 729 code for a protein of 242 amino acids. The record is from RefSeq and is a predicted model, not a curated record. The transcript is spliced from 2 exons.